AAGUACCUAGUCUUUCAUAUGAGAUUUUUAUAAUAAAAGUUAUUAAUGAAAUUUUUAUUUUGUACUUAAUACCAAAAAAAAGUUUCAUUUUCUAAUAAUUCAGAAAUGAAUAUCGGAACGAAGAUUCGACCCUUGAUCAAUUACUGUAAACGAAGCUAUGUUGUGCCAUGGAAAGCUAUCAAGUACGAGAAGAAAGGAAGAAAGGAAAGAAAACUUGAAAAAUACGGGGGGAAGUUCAAUCUGGCUAUCAUCAUGGGGAUCGGCAAGUCCCGGGAUUUGAUGCGGGCACUAGAAGACCUUCUCAGGUGUUGUGGAGCGCCUUUGGCCUGGGAAAUGGUAUCAGAGAAAAUUGAAGAUGAUAAAUCAUUCGAAAACAUGAUUAUGGCCAUAAAAAGGAAUGGUGUAGCGAUUAAAGGUAAUCUAGACAAAGAGACAGUCUUCGAUGAAAACUUUCUUCCAGAAAUAUCUAAAAACAUGGCUGUAAAGAGAGUUUUGGACCUACAUUCUGUUAUUACGGAAUUUAAAUCAUUCCAAGGUCUAGAGAAAAAGAUGAAAAUACAUCGUAACGUUGAUCUCGUCAUUGUUCGGCAGAAUACCGAGGGAGACUACAUGAUGCUAGAACAUUCACCGUCCAAGAAAAUCGCUGAGCACUUGAGAGUAAUAACAUUAAACAACUCUGAAAGGGUAUCAGAAACGGCUUUCCAAUAUGCAGAGAAGAAGAAUCGGAGGAAAAUAUAUUGUCUCCACAAGCGCCGUGUUUUACCUCUCUCUGAGAAGGUUUUUAUCGAUGGGUUUCUUCUGGCGGCUUCCAAAUACCCUCAUAUUCCCUAUGAAAUCAUGGAUGUCAACCAAGGAUUCCGAGCGUUUCUGAAAAAUCCCAAAGCUUUGGACGUCGUUGUUACAAAUAGCUUAGACGGGACGAUGCUAAAAUCAGUCCUCCUAGGAAUGUUCGGUAGUCCAUCCUUAGUGGCUGGUUCCAACAUUGGAGAUGAUGCUGUCGUCUUCGAACCCGCGGUCAGGUACAAGUCUCUUAAUUUCGAAAAUCCAACAGCACAUUUCCUUUCGGGAGUUUUAUUGCUAGAACAUCUGGGCCUAAGCCUAUUUGGUGACGCCAUCAGGAAAUCGUUGGAAGAGGUUUUCCUGGAUGGUGCGUUCACUAAAGACCUGGGAGGGAAUGAAACAUUGUCAACGUUCACAACAAAAGUGAUAGAAAAGCUCCAGAAGAAAGUACCCUAUACUCUGUGUGCUUACAACAAGAUACCCUCAAUUACAUGCUCUCACAAGCCAAUCGACCCUUACCAAACUAUCCACUUAUAAUUAAUCACUUAUAUUCUAUCGAUAUUCGAUAAAAGAAAAAUCCUAAAAACUGUUACUUAAUGACUGAAACUUUUAUUAUAAAAAAAUUAGAGGUUUUACCGAAAAUAUUCGGAAAAAACAUCCAAAUUAUCUUUACAAAUAUGAAUUCCUUAUAUUAAAUUGCCAUUUUUCUUGAGCUCAAUGUGUUUUUCUAAUUGCAUAUUGAUAUAUUCAGAAUAUUUUUAGGAAAAAUUAAGAAACAACAUGCUGAUAUUACAAAAUCUUUGAAAAAAGAUAACUUCUAACGCGAAAAAAAUCCCAGAGCCAUCAGCUGAAACAGCAAAAAUUUAUCACAAUGACUGAAAGAUGUUCGUAUUACAUGCUCUAUUAUCGAAAAAAAAAAUUAAUGAAAUAGUAUUCCUUACUUAUUUCGUUUAUGAGGUAAAUAUUAUUACCAAACAUUUUCGGUUACCGUAACGUAAGUAAAAUUGAUAAUAAACAAUUUAUUGCUAUAGUUAGAAAAUAUAGGAAAGGAAAUUUUUAUACGUUGAAAACUAUUGGGUCAGCAGAGAAAGAAUUUUUGGAGGAAUUUAAUUUUUUUUAAUGCAACGUGCUUCAAAAUGUAAAAGAUACUUUAUAUCAAGAUUAAUAAAAAUUUCAAAAUGAA
Messenger RNA from Nezara viridula (southern green stink bug), 1963 nucleotides. NCBI's taxonomy places the organism in Eukaryota, Metazoa, Arthropoda, Insecta, Hemiptera, Pentatomidae. The record is from the annotation of a GenBank genome assembly.